Messenger RNA from Moneuplotes crassus, 1680 nucleotides. The record is from the annotation of a GenBank genome assembly. NCBI's taxonomy places the organism in Eukaryota, Ciliophora, Spirotrichea, Euplotida, Euplotidae.
AAAUGAAAGGACCGAAAUAUAUCGAGACGGAUAAUAUUCUUAAAAAAUUUAGAGAAAGAUCCUUCAGGAUCCACCAAGAAAAGCUCCAGAAAAUAAAAAGACGCACUAAUAAGAAUCAGAGGUACCUACAUAAGAGACAGAGCAAGCAUGAAACUGCCCCAAAUGAGGGUGAUUUUAGCAGAUUAUCAGGACCAGGUGGCUCCCCUCCAAAGUUCUCGAUUUACUCUCAAAACUCAAUGCAAAAUAUCAUAAACACAGAGGAUGAUUAUUCCUUAAUGAGCAUGAUAAAACAGACAAAACGAAAGAACUUUGAGUACAGAAUGAUGCAACAAAAUAAUAGGAUCAGCCAGCAGAAUACAGCCUUGAUUAACAAAUUAGUCAAGAUUUCUAGCUCAAACAAUUCUCUACCCCAUAGAAAGUCCAUGAAGCUAGAUAGCUUAAAUAUCCAUGUGAGAAAGAAUGAGUAUGAGAGGAUCAUACAUGAGAAUACUAAAAUUUAACAGAAGACUAAAUGGCCUCAAACCUCAUAUUAAUAUGCGCCAGAUAGCUUCAGAAUAUAAAUCUCAACAUUUGUAUCAUAGUAGGAGGUUACAGAAGAUGAAGAGGUAUAGAAGCAAGAAAUCUAUUGAUAAUGACAAUUUUAAAACAAAAUUACCUGCUAUUAGAAAUCACAGUCAGGAGAACAUAAGAUCCCCAGGAGCUAUUGGGAUUCCUCCAAGUUUUGACAAUUUCGAUAAAAAUAAAAACAAAGGAAAAGUAUCAGAUUCGAUAAAGGGCCAGAAUAAAGAUAUCUUUAAUAAGCCUAUCCCUCAAGUUGUAAGGAAGGAGCAAAAUAAAGAUGCUGAGCAAAAGGAGAACUUAAAAGGAUCUGUUUCAAAGCCAGAACCUCCGAAGAUUCCUCAAAAUUCUUUAACUCCAGACCAUGAAAAGAAAGAACUCGAGCCUAUUAAAGAAGAUAAACAAAAGAAAGUCCCAGAAAAAUCUCAGCAACCUUCAAAGCCAGAGGAUAAUAAACAAGAUAAAAUUACCAAACCAGAAGAAAUUUCUAAGAAAGUUGAGCCUAAGAAGUUAGAUGUAGAGAUGAAACAUGAGGAGGAUAAAACUCAAGCUGAAAAUAAACCUCAAGAAAUAAAACUAAAUAAUCAGAAGCAAGACCAUAAAGAGGUUGGCAAACCAGAAAAUCUUAAAGAAGACCCACAGAAAUCUGAGAAAGAAGAACUAGAUCCGGAGAAGGAAGAAAAGAAAUCUGAUAAGGAAGAAAAGAAAUCUGAGAAGGAAGAAAAGAAAUCAGAAAAAGAAGUUAUCGAGGAACAGCCCAAACAACACCUCAAGAAAGAACAGGAGGAAAUAAAAGAAUCUCACAAUAUAAAAGAAGAAAAGAAACUAGAAAUAGUUCAUGAAAAUGCUGACCAGAAACCUCCUCCUUCACGUGAAAAUAACACAAAUGUUCUCAAGAAGAGGCCAUCUCUGGGACUUGCUGAUAAGGAGCAGAAGGAAGAGAUUAAGCAGAAGUCUCCUGAAGAAGUUGACUCAAAGCUUAAGGAGGAUAAGCCCAAAAAUGAGCCUGGAGAAAAUUCUUAUAAGCAAGGAAGUAGAGAGAGCGAUCAAAGUCUUGACCAAUUUGACAUUAACCAAAUAGAGAACGAGUCAAUGAAUUCUCCAACAAAAAGUAGGAAUUAA